AUGAACAUCCUUAUAUUCCUACUAUGUGCAUUCGGAGCAUUGGCUAGUGUCAGUUCUGAUGGUGCAUUCAUGCUUCAGUCAUAUUUAAUGUCAGACUUGACUCUUGACAAUCACGAAGCUUGCAGGCUCAUCAGUAAAGACACUUCUGGUACUGCAACAAUGCAUCUCUACAUUGAUAAAAUCGAUUCUACUUCUGAGAUUGAAAAGAUAAAGAUCCCCAUCUUGAUAAUGCGUGCUUCAGAUACAGACAACUUCACUUUGGAUUACGUAUUUGAAGGAGAAAAACCGCCAUAUGAAAAGCUCAUUGAUGAUAAGACUACCACUUUCAAACUCGAAACCAAGAAAGAUGCGCCUAAGAUUGACCAAUCUCGUCUCCUCAAUGACUAUAUGGUGGCAGACCCAAGAGAUGGUAAAGCUCAUGAACAUGUCGACAUAAUAUUUGAUGUUCCCGAAUCAGGAAUCUACUGUGCCCUCAUUGCCGUUCCAGAAAAUAGCGGACUUUCCAAUUUGAAGGUUGUUAUCAAUUCUGUGAACUCCCAUGGAUUGUUGGACUUUGCUGGUUGGGUUGUCUACAAGCAGUUGAUCUAUGGUAUUUUGGUGGGUCUGGCUCUCGUGGCAUACUUGAUAUACUAUAUUCUUCGGUUUAAAGUGGGAAGCAACUUUCAGAACUUGAACUCGGUAUCCUUAAUCUCAAAAGGAAUCAUUUUUCGGGUGUUGAUUCCACUCCAAGUAUUGUUGAUUGUCCGGUGGUUCUUCUUCUUUGUGAGUAAUCACUAUUCUCCAUCGGAGCACAAACUUCUUGCAUUUUUCGAUGGCUUAUUAUUAUGGGCUGAUGCAUGUUUUAAUAUCUAUAUUAACUUUUGCAUUUUAUUAUUUGCCAUGGGCUAUGGUGUGAUAUACAGCAUUGGAAAGGGCUCAAGCAGCUAUAACAAGAUCCCAUAUAGCUCAUGGAGGUUAGCCAAGGUGUUGUUCGUUGGUAAUUUGGUGGCUCUCACAUUGAAUUUCGUAUUCCGUGCCUCCGGAAUCAUACAGUAUGACAAGGUACAAUUUGCUGAGCUUGCAAUGGGACCUAUGGAGGGUGGUUCUUUCAAGCUCAUUCCUGAGAUUUUGCUGCUUCUUAAUGGAGUAUUUCCAAUAGUAUGGCUCAUAGUAUCUUUGAGCCACUAUUUCAAAACCCAAAAACUAAUUGCUAACUUUCCCGGCAAUGGAAAUGAUGUCGGAGAGCGUGAGAUCGCCUCUUCGAAAACAUCCAAAUGUUUUAAGAUGUCCAUCUUGGUUAUAUUUGUCAUGCCUAUAUUUGUGUUCACUAUGACUUCCAUUGUGUUAGUGGUGGGACUUUUACGAAAGUCAAGUUUGAAUUUCUCCUUUGGACAAGAUGGUAGGAUAGAAAAUUCAGGUGAACUCGUUCGUCUAAUGGAGUAUGCAGCGCUUGAUUCCAAAAUCUACAAGUCUAUGGUCUGGUCGCUUUUGCUUGAGGUUUACGGAUCGGUAGCUUUGCUAUACUUCAUCUGGAUCAAGAACAACAAUGGGCUAGUAACCAAAGAAACGGUUGUCGAUGAGUAUGAAGUUGACUCCGAGUAG
This is a messenger RNA of Meyerozyma guilliermondii ATCC 6260, 1581 nucleotides long. RefSeq lists its product as uncharacterized. Lineage: Eukaryota; Fungi; Ascomycota; Pichiomycetes; Serinales; Debaryomycetaceae. The transcript has a single exon. The coding region runs from base 1 to 1581 and encodes 526 amino acids. The record is from RefSeq and is a predicted model, not a curated record.